Molecule: messenger RNA, 2239 nt
Organism: Nicrophorus vespilloides
Lineage: Eukaryota; Metazoa; Arthropoda; Insecta; Coleoptera; Silphidae
Product: alpha-tubulin N-acetyltransferase-like
Exons: 7
Coding region: 758-1870 (370 amino acids)
Biological process (GO): alpha-tubulin acetylation
Cellular component (GO): microtubule
Molecular function (GO): tubulin N-acetyltransferase activity
Source: RefSeq, a predicted model, not a curated record
AUAUUUAUGAGUGAAUUUCUAAAACUAAGCAAAUAAUAAUGGAAUUCUCUGCUUCGUUGCUCCUUGUUUUAAAUGCGUAAUAUUGAAAGAGCGCUAAGAAAGGAGCGGGGAUUCCCACCCGACAGGAAACGCCUCUGGCAGGAAACCCAGUGCGCUGGUUUUCUACUCCGUUCACAUACAUUCGUAGAGAAGAAACUCGCACGAAAGCAACAGCAACAAGAAACCACAAAGUGGAAGAAGCCAAAGGAAAAAACAUUGUUUCCUUUCGAACAACAAAAGCGUUGCCAGAACAACGACAGACAGUGACAGUAAAUAAAUAAAUAAACAGUUUUGUCAGUCGAGUUUGCGGGGGUGCGCGUUCACAGACACACAAGAACAAAAAAUUAACAACAACAACAACGAACAGCGGCAGCGGAAACUGUAAUUAAUAAUUAGCAGAAAGUGCCGGAACUAAGGAGUCUGUGUGAAUAUCGUCGAGGGGGAGACACUCUGUUCGAAACGUAUUAAAUCCCGCCGCCCCCGUACAUUAGAAUUCAUUGGGUGCAAGCGAGAAGGGUAUAUAUAUAGAGAGAGAGAGAGUAGGAGUGAGGAGAGCGCGCGCGUUUUUUGAUGUGGUUUUCAUCGGAGUGAUUCAUUCGAAAACGCACUCGAAGCACACGGGCGCGAUUCAUUGCACGAGAGUUUUUCGCGAGUAUAGUUUUAUAGAUCUCAUCAUCUCGCAUAUAUAUCGCUGCAUCAUCUAUUCAAUUGCUCCGAGAUGGAAUUCCGCUUCAACGUGAACGAGAUCUUCAAGCAGCCCAUCGUCCAGGUGGGACACACUCUCAUCCCUCAGGGCUUCAAAGGGGACCGCAGAGCGCUAUGGGAUACUUUGAGCAAAGUAACGGACAUAGUGAACGCGAUGGGCUCGGCCUCUGCAACUGCCCAAGGUUUGACCAAACCCAUAACCAGUGCGGACAGACUGCGUAACUCCGAAAACCAGAACCUUUACCUGCUCAUCGAGCCCAACGCAUGCAACGGUAAAGGGGCCGUGACUGGACUGCUGAAGACCGGACAGAAGGGCCUCUACGUCUUCGAUAGGGACGGCCACCAUUACCACGUGCAGGCGCCAUGCAUCCUCGACUUUUACGUGCAUGAGUCAAGGCAAAGGACCGGCUUCGGGAAAACCCUAUUCGAGCACAUGCUCCAGAAAGAGACUGUGCAUCCGGAGAAAUUGGCGAUCGACAGGCCUAGCGACAAAUUUCUUGGUUUCUUGAAGAAGCACUACAGCCUCGUCGAUCCGAUCAAGCAGAUGAACAAUUACGUCGUCUACGACGGAUUCUUCCCGAGCGUUAAAGAGAUGGAGGCAACCAAUAACAACAGCAAUUCACCAAAUAAAAACAUGCGAGGAGCGAACGGACUGCAAGCGCAGAUUGUAACAUCACCUUACGGCCGUUACGGAGCACCGAGACCGGCGUGCAGCAUGGGACAGAUAAUACAUAACCAAUCGUCGGCUGUUGCGGCGCAGGAACCUACAGGUGAGUCUCAAGAAACGCCGCAACAUCAACCUCAGCAGGAUGAGGCGAAAGCCCUGGAGGCUCCGCCGCUCCAUCCGAAACUGGACCGCCCGCAAACGUUGUCUCUGCAAACUAGCACCGACGAAGGCAUGAACAAUAUUAAAAACGACGUGCGACACGAAGUGGAAGAAGUCGAGGAGACGCUGAAGAUUGAGGUGGUACCCAAAAUCGUGGACGAGCUGGACAAAUUGCACAUUUCCCGUGAAAAGGAGGCGGGCGAACAUUCUAGUGACACGCCCCAGAAGAAGGCCACGCCCAGUCAUCUCACUGACCAGGGCUUCUUCGACUUGAAAUUUUACCACAACAAACUGUGGUAAAACUAGCAUUUGGGUUGGGAAAUUAUUAUUUUUUUUUAUUUUUAUUUUUUUGUUUCAUUGUGCAAUGCUAAUUGUUGUGAUUAUUUUACAGAAGGUACCUUUUACAUACGUUUUUUUUUUACAUAAUGUGUACUUAUUUAUUAUAACGAGAAUAUAUAAUGGAAAGAGAUGAAUAAGAAGGAUACAUAAUUUAUUUUAGCACAAUUCUAGUUUAUUUAGUCGUUCGGUUUAUUUAGCGUUAGAGUCUGUUACCACUUAGUUUAUUUAUUUAUUUCUUGAUGGAAAUAUAUUUAUUCAAGUGCAUAGCUGAUAGCUUUAAACGAUUACUAAGUGUUAAAUUUUUAGUUGGCACGUUUUUAUACCUUGAUA